Messenger RNA from Nicotiana attenuata, 3674 nucleotides. RefSeq lists its product as uncharacterized. Lineage: Eukaryota; Viridiplantae; Streptophyta; Magnoliopsida; Solanales; Solanaceae. The transcript has 8 exons. The coding region runs from base 341 to 3427 and encodes 1028 amino acids. The record is from RefSeq and is a predicted model, not a curated record.
AAUCUUUUCUUGAACUCAUUUUGUACGGUUUUUGAGGGCAUCAAAACACAGAAAGCACAAAAUGAAAAAGAAGAAGAAAAAUAAAGUUAAUAAUUUCGUAGCCCUAUUUUUCUAGGUGAUAAAAUUUUUUAUUUUUUAUUUUCUUUGGUCUUGUACCUGAGGUGAAUGGUUGAUGUUUGAGAAAAAGGACUAUUCUUGACUUACAAAAUGUAUAGCAGUCAUUUCCUAAAUUCCAGGAACCUUGAAUUACUCUUAUUUUUUUUAUUAAAGUAUCAAGCUUUGUGAUUUUGGGUUUGCGAUUGGAUUAAGAGAUAAUUGCUGAGGUCUUGAGGUCAGAAAAAUGCGUUGUAUCCUUAGGAGAUCAGGUAGCAUCAUUCAGAAAGAUCCAGAUAUGGAUGACAGUACAUUGUCCCUGAAAUCUCUAGAGGACUAUGGAGUAUCUUCUGUUAUUUGGAGAUUUUCCAAUUGUAGGUCUACAGAUGUUACAUUCUUUGUCUUGGCAUCCAAUGGACUAUGGAGAGUUCUUGUUCUUCCACAACAAUAUCUCUACCGUGAAAUCUGUCGGAGAUCACUUCAAUCAAAUGUAAAUAGUUUUCAAGCUGGUUCGUUGUUGCCAUUAACUUCUUUCUUGUUAGGUAGUGAGAAAAUUCAAAGAGUUUUUAAUAUUGGCUCUCCUCUUGAAUCAAUCUCGUCUAGAAGCUCUCUACACGAUGGAGGUGCUUUCAGAAAUCUAAAGAAAUGGGACAUGUUAUCAAUCAUUCCUUCUGGUCAAAAUCCAGUUAUCGAAUGUGAAUUUCCUGGAACUAUCUCCCGGGGAUCUGAUGCCAAUAGUGUAGAAGAUAUGGAUGUUCAUGACCCUAAGGAAAAUAGAUCCACAGACAGAUUCUCAAGGAAAAAACCUAGAAAGAAGGGGAAGCGGAAUAGAAAUCUCAAUUGCAGUAAUGGCCUAAAUGAGUUGCAAUCUGCAGUUGGAUGUUCAAUAACUCAAGCUGCGGUACAAAGUAUACAACAUAGAUCGAUUAGUUCUUCUGCUAAUAUGUCUAAUUCCUUGAUGACUGAUGGCAUGACCGUGAGCUCAUUUGCUCUUGGUUCAAGCAGUGAUGAAAGAUGUUGUUCGGGUGGAUGUAAAUCACCCCAUAGUAUUGUAAGAACAGAAGUUUCCUCUACUGGAGACAUGUUAAACAGUGCUGGUGAGAAGAAAAAGCGCUCAAAGCAGCAUGUUGGGAAUCCUUAUGUAACAGAAAAGAAGGAUAAGUAUAUUAGAAGAGUUCCCAAAGACUCAAAUGUCUAUGCAAGUAGUACUGGAAACCAGAAUAGCCAUGCGAGAAAAGAAAAUUAUCAUUGUAUUUGGAAAAGGGUCCAGAAGAAUGAUGCUGAUGUAAGCAACUGUGACUUGGAAAAAUUGAACUUAGGUUACUCACAGUUUGAUGAUAGGUUGAAAAAAAGUACAUUGAAGAAAGAGCUUCCUAAUCGUGUUGAUUCUAUUAUAUUAUCACAAUCCGCACAUGAAAAUCAGGAAAAGCUCAAAGUUCCAAAAAAUCCCAGGAGAAAUAAGUGUCGAAAUCCACUGGAGGAGAAUGAAAGUCAAUAUCGAAAAGGAUCUCCAGUUAAUGGAGCCUGUUCAAAUGUUUGUUUGAAGACUAACAUGCAAUCAGAUGAUGUAUUUGGUUCAGCUACCCAAAUAGCUACGGCAAAAAGAUCAAUAAAUGCUGCAGAUUCUCAAACUGGAACAACUAAUUUUAGGGCUAGACACAAGAAAAGGAAUGUUCAAUAUGUUUCUCUUAAAGCAAUCCCAAAUCCCCAAGCUUGUUCCCGUAACGUGGAAGCAACAGAAAAUGUCCCAAUUAUUGUAUCUUGCGUGGAUGAUCAAACGGUAGAACAUCAAUUUGACUUGUUAUCUAGAUCAGAGAAGUUCAAUGACCUAACAGAGCAGCGGCGGGAGCUUCCUGCUGUGGAUGGAGAGGGUGACAAAACGGACAAAGAAGUUUCUCCUUCUUGUCAAAAUGUUACACAGGAGCAACUGGCUUCUAAAUGUCAAGCUCUUGUUUCUUCCUCGGUGAAUGUCAGAGUGAUAAAUGCAGGUGAAAAUUCAGAAAAUAUAAAAGUGUUACCUGGUGAUACUCAGUUUGAGAAGUUGAGAAAUCAUAACACAUGCACUCUAGAGCAGGGCUACGAAAAUGCUGCUAUGGCGAAGUUCUUCGUUCCUGAAGCUAAAAGCCAACCCUUUCAUAGUCUUGAAAAUGAUUGGAGAAACAUUUCUCAGGCAGUGAAUGAUGCCCAUAGUGCAGAGCUAGCCUCUAAAGCCAUUGAGAUAGGUAAGGGCUAUCCUGCUGCCGAGUUUGAGAAACUUCUUCAUUCUGCCUCUCCAUUUAUAUGCCCAUCUGUUAGUAUUCGGACUUGUCAAGCUUGCUUCCUUAGUCGAGCUAAUGCACCUCUAUGCAGACAUGAGAUACCCAAUAUCUCUUUGGAGAACUUGUGGCAGUGGUAUGAGAAACAUGGGAGCUAUGGUUUAGAAGUAAAGGCAGAGGAUCACAGAAAUGCAAGACAGUAUGGGAUGGAUCAUUUUAAGUUUCGUGCAUAUUUUGUUCCAUAUUUGUCAGCCAUUCAGCUCUUCGAGGACCAUAGGACUCGCCCAAUCCAUAACGAUAAUAGGACUCUGGGGUCCAUGGAUGUGGUGGACUGGAAGACGAAUAAAAUAUCUGAGAGUUCACCUAGUGUAGAUCUGGGCUCCAUAUUUUCUGUACUUGUACCUCAACCUCUUGUUGAGGAUUCAAGCUCUUUACAAAAGGGUGUUGUUUCUGGCUCGGGGUCGUCUUCAGAGUGCAGUAAUGGUGAUUUACAUCAUUUAUCUAAUGAUAUUAACUUGUCUGAUGAUGUGGAGCUUCUCUUUGAAUAUUUCGAAUCUGAGCAGCCUCAAAGGCGGCGACCGUUAUUUGAAACAAUACAUGAACUUGUCUCUGGCAAUGGACCCUCAAACAGUAGAUCAUAUGGAGAUCCAUCUCUCCUACAUACUGCGAGCUUACAUGACCUGCAUCCUCAUUCUUGGUUUUCGGUUGCAUGGUACCCCAUUUAUAGGAUACCUGAUGGCAAUUUGCGUGCUGCUUUCUUGACUUAUCAUUCGCUUGGCCACUUUAUUCACAGAGAUCAGACACUAAAAUCCUGUAGCGUGGAUGACUGUAUAGUUUCUCCAAUCAUAGGCCUCCAAAGCUACAAUGCUCAGGGUGAAUGCUGGUUUCAGCCAAGGCACUCUGCUGACGACCUGACUGAAGAAUUCUUGGAUAUGGACCUUCAUACAGUUCUGAGAGAGCGAAUACGAACAUUAGAGCAGACAGCGAGUAUUAUGUCACGAGCUGUGAGAAAGAUUGGAAGUGAUACGCUCGUGAACAGACAUCCUGAUUAUGAGUUUUUCCUAUCCAGGCGACGCUAAUUGCUUCUGAUCCUUGUAUUCUGAUUGUAAGUUGUUAUGCUCUGUAGAUAGCGUAGUAUACUUAUAGGAUCUCCUUUUCGGGGUUGAAAGUAGUGCUUACUGGUUACAGUUAGGAAUUUUAUCGGUGCUUCUUCUUGUAAGCUCUGGAGUGAGUUGUAUAUAUGUAGUUUUGUCUAGUUGGAAUUAAAUUAUGCAGCAUGUUAUGAGAUGAUUUUUGCGGAUUAAAAGUCACAGAUAGUUCAGUUAA